AUGGCCAAACGAAAACAAGACUCUACCGCGCAAGAGUCCGACUCGGACUCGGACGACGUCAGUUUCGUCGACGUCGACUUCGAAUUCUUCGACCCCAAUCCAAAGGUUGACUACCAUGCUCUCAAGCGUCUUCUCGAUCAACUCUUCCAGCGCGAUGCGGAACGUUUUUCCACAUCUGCCCUCGUCGACCUGAUAUUCUCUCAACCAACUGUUGGGACCACGAUCAAGACCGAUGGGAUCGAAAGCGAUCCUUACGCGUUGCUGACCGUCCUGAAUAUGCACGUGCACCAAACUCAUCCCUCAAUCGCGUCCUUGGCCGAGUACUUUUUGGAAAAAACUGCUGCAGACCCCGCGUUCCAGACUACACUGCGGGGCUUGUUCGCGAACAGCCAGGCCCAGGUGGGCCUUGUGCUCUGUGAGCGGCUUAUGAAUAUGCCCGUUCAAACGGUGCCGCCGAUGUAUCGCAUGCUGUCCGAUGAAUUGAAGUGGGCCUUGGCAGAUUCCGAGCCUUAUGCUUUUACGCAUCUGCUGUUUGUAUCCCGGCAUUAUCAUCUCACACAGGACGAGGAAGAGGCUCUCGCGAAUAGAGCACCGUCCCGAAGAUCGACCAAGGCCAAGAAACAGCGGUCUGCCCAGCCUCCUCAGCAAAAUGCUCCCGAAGAUGGGAUCUACUCUUUCCAUCCUGAAGACGCCUGUAUUCGCGAGCAUGCACUUCACGCCUUGUCCUACCCUUUCUCCGCAGCACCCCCGGAGCCACGAGAUUCUGAGUCAUUCGGACUCGAUGUACGAGGCAGUGUUAUGCUUGUCGAGGCGCCACGCUGGGACGAAUUGAUCGCCAAGAUGGCAGAAGUGUACGUGUAGCAAGCAUAUGGCGCAGCAGAACUGUUAGUUACAUACAGAGGAGAGUGUAGUUGUAAAAAUACAGGCAGUGAAGGUCUCAGAUACAUAGCGCCAACGUCCUUCCAGAUUCUCAUCUUGGGCAAAAGUCCGAUGAGCUACAAGUGGGAGCGCGACGUCGUGUGCCAACGUCCCGACAUGUUUCACGGAGAUGUUCGCGUCGUUUCGACUUCAAGUACUGGCUGUCGCUACUUCAUUGACCGCGGGAGUCGAAUGAGGUGGUCGGGGGGUGUCCUCAGAACCACUGUCAUCUGCCAGAGCGACCUUGGGCGGUGAUCCCUCGAGAUCUUCUGACUUGCUUGGACUGGCGCCCUCUUUAUUGCUCUCGGGUUCAUCGAACGGCUCCCCGUGCUUCUUGUACCAGUCGCGCAACCAAGCGCGAGCGUCGAGGUAGGAGAGACGAGUCUCCGAGAGUAGGUCCUCGAUCUUGCGUAACGUUGCCGGUGGAAGGUCGUCCUUUGAAGAAUCCUUGCUUACCCCCUCGAUCCGGGUACAAGCGUCGGCGACACCAACGAUCCCG
Mycena citricolor is the source of this 1417-nucleotide messenger RNA. Lineage: Eukaryota; Fungi; Basidiomycota; Agaricomycetes; Agaricales; Mycenaceae. The record is from the annotation of a GenBank genome assembly.